Molecule: messenger RNA, 169 nt
Organism: Sphenostylis stenocarpa
Lineage: Eukaryota; Viridiplantae; Streptophyta; Magnoliopsida; Fabales; Fabaceae
Source: the annotation of a GenBank genome assembly
AUGGUGUCUAAAGUGGAGGAAGCAAAGAAGAAGAAUAGGGUGCUGCAGCAGUGGCACAAAGAGAUUGAAUGCAACAAAGGGAAAAUGGGGAAGUUCAAGAGAAGCAGCUCCAAGAUGGAGGAAGAUGGUGCUUCUUCUGCCAUUCUCUUGCUUGCUUGCAUAGCUUUUU